AUGAGUCCUUUAGAUCGCUUCAGAAGAAGCCAUUUUAUUGAACGGCCUGACCUUGGCAAUCUUUCUUCGUCGACAGAAACCCUACCGGAGAACCUCCCCGUACCUGAGACAUCAGAUCUUACUAGAGCCCAGGAGGAAGAGGAUCCUACUCCUGCCGGUAGCAUCGACGGAUCAGCUCGGGAAGUGUCACCAGAUGAUGAAGAUGAAACCUUGGAAGAGUUCGGGCUGAGCCUCUUGGAGCGAGCCGUGGAUUUUCUCUCAGGCGUCUUUUCUUCGGGCGACCGAUCUGAGCAGGGUCCUUAUCCUGACCGUGGAUGGAGACCUUGGCUUCUCAUCUUGGCUUGUUACUUGGUCUUCAUGAACACCUGCGGCUGGACCAAUUCUUUUGGUUUCUUCCAAGCAUAUGACGCCGAAAAUACUUCACUUAAAGUAGAACAGAUCUCACAGAUCGGCUCUUUGAGUGCUUUCCUGCUCUUCUUCGUCGGUGCUUUGGUAAGUCAUUCUGUUCACGCUGAUAAUAUCCAUUGGAUCUUCAGCGUCGGCAUAGUGUUCCAAUUGUUUGGUACCAUUCUAACUUCAACCUGCGAUGAGUAUUGGGAGCACUUAGGGGCGCAAGGCGUCUUGGUCGGGUUGGGUCACGGCCUCGUCUUUUCCCCUGUCUUGGCUGUUCUAUCGACUCGUUUUGCGCAAAGAAGGCUUUUGGCCAUGGGAAUCGCUGCUAGUGGAAGCUUCGCAGGAGGCGCUUUGUUUACGUCCCUCUUCCAGGAUCUCUUACCGAAGGUGGGAUAUCAUUGGACGUCGGUCAUCGUGAGCUGGGUGAAGCUGGUGUCUUUGGUCAUUGCAAUGAUACUGAUGAAGCCUCGAGCCAACUCUCCAGCCCUUGAACUCUGGUGGAUUCAGCUUGUUACUCCCUUCAAGGAUAUCGAGUAUGUCUUGUACAUCAUUGCUUCUCUCUGUACUACUUUCGGUGUUUACCUUACUUACUUCUUCCUAGUAGCCUAUUCCCAAACCGCCCUUGACAGAACCUACCCUUUUGGGGACUCGCUCACUAUGUUUGCUGUCUCCAAUGCCACCGGCGUUGUAUCCAUCCUCUUCUUCGUCGCAGCUUAUUACUUUGGUGUCAUCAACGUAUCAGCCCUAACCACGCUGGGCGCUGCCAUCAUGCUGUACUCUUGGAUGGCUGUGAGUAGCCAGACAGGCUUGUAUGUCUGGUCCUCGAUAUAUGGUAUCUUCGCUGCAACAGUACAGACUCUGCUCCCCACGGGUGUGCUCAUAUUGACAAACAGUCGGGACAAUAGCGGUUUCAAGAUCAGCGUGGCAUUCAUGGUCGUGAGCUUUGCAGCGCUGGGUGGACCGCUUAUCGCAGCCAGGCUCAUCGAGCACAAGGGAGGCUACAAGGGCGCGCAGAUAUUUGCUGGCUCGGUGAUGCUUUUGGGGUCUGCAAUUUUGAUGGCGGCGAAGGGUUUGAGCCUGAAAAAACCUGGGGUUGACUUGAAGUUUAAGGUCUAA
Fusarium coffeatum is the source of this 1509-nucleotide messenger RNA. RefSeq lists its product as uncharacterized. The coding region runs from base 1 to 1509 and encodes 502 amino acids. Gene Ontology annotation, molecular function: transmembrane transporter activity. The record is from RefSeq and is a predicted model, not a curated record. Gene Ontology annotation, biological process: transmembrane transport. NCBI's taxonomy places the organism in Eukaryota, Fungi, Ascomycota, Sordariomycetes, Hypocreales, Nectriaceae. The transcript has a single exon. Gene Ontology annotation, cellular component: fungal-type vacuole membrane.